AUGGCCUCACUCGCAACAACAUACCACGCCCAGGGGAGGUAUGACGAGGCAGAGAAGAUUUAUACAGAAGUGCUUGAGCUACGCCAGGAGGUUCUUGGCAAGAGGCACCCCGACACGAUCGACAGCAUGGCCUCACUCGCAACAACAUACCACGCCCAGGGGAGGUAUGACGAGGCAGAGAAGAUUUAUACAGAAGUGCUUGAGCUACGCCAGGAGGUUCUUGGCAAGAGGCACCCCGACACGAUCGAGAGCAUGGCCUCACUCGCAUCAACAUACCACGCCCAGGGGAGGUAUGACGAGGAUGAGAAGAUCUCAGUAGAAGUGCUUGAGCUACGCCAGGAGGUUCUUGGCAAGAGGCACCCCGACACGAUCGACAGCAUGGCUGAACUCGCAUCAACAUACCACGCCCAGGGGAGGUAUGACGAGGCAGAGAAGAUUAAGAUAGAAGCGCUUGAGCUACGCCAGGAGGUUCUUGGCAAGAGGCACCCCGACACGAUCGAGAGCAUGGCCUCACUCGCAUCAACAUACCACGCCCAGGGGAGGUAUGACGAGGCAGAGGACACCACGACGGAAGUUCUGGCGCUACGACAAGCAUCAAAGCAAAGUGAGGGUGUUCUUGACAAGUGA
Messenger RNA from Colletotrichum spaethianum, 627 nucleotides. Its product is annotated as kinesin light chain. Lineage: Eukaryota; Fungi; Ascomycota; Sordariomycetes; Glomerellales; Glomerellaceae. Bases 1 to 627 code for a protein of 208 amino acids. Gene Ontology annotation, biological process: microtubule-based movement. The transcript has a single exon. Gene Ontology annotation, cellular component: kinesin complex; membrane-bounded organelle; cytoplasm. Gene Ontology annotation, molecular function: kinesin binding. The record is from RefSeq and is a predicted model, not a curated record.